Zea mays is the source of this 1275-nucleotide messenger RNA. RefSeq names its product phytanoyl-CoA dioxygenase 2. NCBI's taxonomy places the organism in Eukaryota, Viridiplantae, Streptophyta, Magnoliopsida, Poales, Poaceae. Gene Ontology annotation, molecular function: phytanoyl-CoA dioxygenase activity. The record is from RefSeq and is a predicted model, not a curated record.
AUUUGAGAUAUUUCCUUUUUUGGUUGUCGUUUAUUGAGUUAGUGUAUAUCAUAUCACCUAUUGUCCUACUCAAUGGAUAAGAAAAGGAACUCCUUUCUGUUGAUUUCUCUAAGUUGAAGAGAACAGUGGAUUCUUUUAUGUUCUAUUACGAGUCUAUAUGUGCACUAUAUGUGUAUGGGAGCCAAAAAACCCAUCAAUGAUGUUAGAGAUGAUCGGCUCAGCAGAAGUCAUUUUAACUGUUUCUAAGAACUGAAAAACAGCAUUACACAACCCAUUUUUUUCUCCUGCUGCUUUCAGUUUAAUCGAGAAAUGUCAACAUCACCGGCUAUCGUCAGCUAUACAUUUGAUUAUUGUUCUCUAACGUGAAUAUUUGAUUCAAAAUAGCUCUCUUAUGGCCUUAGGUAGGGCUUGAAGGCAGUGCCAAUGGGCAGUGGUGGAUAGGCAGUAUUGGCAAAACACUUGAUGAGGGGAUAUCCUUCCACUGAGUUGGUUCAAGGCAGUGGCAAGACUACUUAUUGCUGCAUGGGCAACGAAUGACCUUAGGCCACAUGUUGGUGAUGUUGAUGCUGCUGCAGUGCCAUGUGGCUUGGGGCGCGCUAUUGGCAACAAGCAUUACAUGAACUUGAUCCGGUGUUCAAAAAGUUUUCUUUCUCAGAGAGUGUUGCAAGCUUGUUCUCUUCUUUAGGCUACAAGAGGCCUGCAGUCAUUCAAUCUAUGUACAUAUUUAAGCAACCAGGUAUUGGUGGUGAGGUCGUGCCGCACCAGGAUAAUACAUUCCUUUACACGGAACCUCGUACAUGCACAGGGCUGUGGCUUGCACUUGAAGAUGCAACAAUCAACAAUGGUUGCCUGUGGGCAAUUCCAGGAUCACAUAAAAAGGGUUUGGUGAGACGUAUGGUCAGAGAUGAAAAUGGUACACAUUUUGAUCGGCCCUCCCCAGUCUAUGAUCAGAAAGAAUUUGUACCGCUGGAAGUAAAAUCUGGUGCUUUGGUGGUUAUACAUGGAGAUCUUAUACAUCAGAGUUUUGAGAACCUUUCUCCAGCGUCAAGACAUGCAUUCAGCUUACAUGUAGUGGAUACUGAAGGAUGUAAAUGGUCCGAAGACAACUGGUUAGUUCAUAACCAUAUUCAUAAUGGUAUUAUUGAAGAAUUCUUUAUUUAUAAUACUAUUUUGAUUUUCCAUUGUCCGUAGAAGGUCUUGGCAUAAUUGACUAUCAGUAUUAUUUGAGUUUAAAUGCUUAUAAAUUCUGUAUUCGAUCUUGAAUGGGAUGUGGCU